GGUCAAAGUGGUGCUGCCAGGGUUCGCCACCCAUUUCUUCUGCAGUACAAUCCCCUGAAUUUUUUUAUAAUCAAGAUAAUGGGCGGAAGAAUCACAGAAACAUUGCAAGUCGGAGUCAAGUUCGCAAUGGCAGAACGGCACUGCUGGGUUCGCCACCGUCGCUGCUAUGCAUCCCCUCGACGUUGUCCGGACCAGGUUUCAAGUAAACGACGGCCGAGUAACCGGCUCGCAUGGAGGGCAUUAGAGGGCUUUAUGCAGGAUUCUCUCCAGCGGUUCUUGGUUCCACAGUCGCAUGGCAUGGGGUCUAUAUUUCUUCUUUUACAGCAGAGCUAAACAAAGAUAUUCAAAGGACAAGAAUCAAAGUCUGACCCCUCUUCUUCAUCUUGCAUCGACGGCAGAAGCUGGAGGUUUGGUGAGUGCAAAUUGAGAUCAGGAAACUGGUGCAUACUGUGUAUAAGUAGC
This is a messenger RNA of Linum tenue, 462 nucleotides long. NCBI's taxonomy places the organism in Eukaryota, Viridiplantae, Streptophyta, Magnoliopsida, Malpighiales, Linaceae. The record is from the annotation of a GenBank genome assembly.